This is a messenger RNA of Emiliania huxleyi CCMP1516, 3105 nucleotides long. RefSeq lists its product as hypothetical. The transcript has 4 exons. Gene Ontology annotation, biological process: guanosine tetraphosphate metabolic process. The coding region runs from base 1 to 3105 and encodes 1034 amino acids. NCBI's taxonomy places the organism in Eukaryota, Haptophyta, Isochrysidales, Noelaerhabdaceae. The record is from RefSeq and is a predicted model, not a curated record.
AUGCGGCGCCCUUUGCCGAUCAGCUUCCUGCUGUGGCUUCCGUGGCUGCCGCUCGCCCACGCCUUAUUGUCUGGCUGGCGGCGAGGAGGCGGCGUCGUCGUCGGCGGCGGCGAGGCGCCGCUCCGCAGUCUGGCGCGCGGCCAGGUGCGCGGCGGCGGCGUCCGCUGCGCCACCCCGCUCGGGCAGAGCCACACUCCGCCCAGUUCCGAGUGGUCGCCGCCAUACGCCGACGGCGCGAGCUACUUCGAGUGGGCGGACCAAAUCUGCUCGGUCGCUCCCUGCCUCUCCUCGCAGCUCGACCGGCUGUCGGGCGCACCGUCCGCGCUGAAGCUGCUCGGCGAGCUGGACCGGCACCUCGGCAGCCUCACGGCGUACCUGCGCCCGUCGGCGCAGCAGCAGCUGCGGCUCGCGCUGGAGACCGCCUUCCUGGCGCACUACGGCCAGCAGCGCCGCAGCGGCGAGCCCUACAUCACCCACCCGGUCGAGGUGUCUGCGAUCCUCGCGCGCACCUCGAUGGACAAGGAGUCGCUCAUCGCCGGACUGCUGCACGACACGGUCGAGGACACCGAGCUCGACUUUGCGGCCAUCGAGGCGCUCUUCGGCGCGACGGUGCGCAAGAUUGUCGAGGGCGAGACCAAGGUCUCCAAGCUGCCGAAGAUGGUCCGCUCCUCGGACGAGGCCGAGGGCCACGCUGCGGCCGGCGCACUGUUCGGCGGCGGCGGCGGCGGCGGCGGCGUGACUGGCGGCGUCGAGCCGGCGCAGGCGCAGGCGGUGGAGACGCUCGUCUCGGACACCGACGAGCAGGCGGAGAACCUGCGCUCCAUGUUCAUAGCGAUGGCCGAGGACUGGCGCAUCGUGGUUGUCAAGCUGGCGGACCGGCUGCACAACAUGCGCACGCUGCAGCACAUGCCGCCCCACAAGCGGGCGGCCACCGCGCGCGAGACGCUGCAGAUCUUCGCGCCGCUCGCGCACCGGCUGGGCCUGUGGGCGUUCAAGACGGAGCUCUCUGACCUGUCCUUCAAGUACCUAUUCCCCGCCGAGUUCUUGGAGGUGCAGGAGUACAUUGAGCGGAUGGCGCCGCAGUACGAGGACGUCAUCGCGUCGUCGCAAGACAAGGUGCAGCGCUUGCUCUCCUCGGAUGAAUGGCUGCAGGGCCGCAUCCGGUCCGUGUCCGUGACCGGCCGCACCAAGUCGGUGUACUCGACAUGGAAGAAGAUGCAGCGCCACGGCUGCGAGAUCGAGCGCGUGCAUGACCUCGUCGCGCUCCGCGUCGUCCUCUGCGAGGAGGUUCGCGAGCUGCCGCCGACGCCGACGCCGACGCCGCCGCCCGCGGCGGGGUCGACGGUGACGUGGAUGCCGCCGGCGAGGGGCCACGCCCAAGCGCACUUCCUGCAGGCGGAGGUGCUGGAGGCGCAGGCGGCGCAGGCGGCGCAGGCGGCGCAGCAGGCGGCGCAGCAGGCGGCGCAGGCGGCGCAGCAGGCGGCGCAGGUGGCGCAGGCGGCGCAGGCGGCGCAGGCGGCGCAGGUCCCCGCCACACGGGGCGCCGCGCCCGCCGCCGCGCCGCCCGCGAUCGAGCCGCGCGGCGUGCUGUCUCCGCCUCCCGCUAGCGCGGCGGGUCCCCGGGCGGCGGGCGAGGCGGAGGACCGAGCUCUGUGUUACCACGUGCUUGGCAAGGUGCACGGCUGCUGGACGCCGCUGCCGCGAACGCUCAAGGACUACAUCUCUUCGCCGAAGCCAAACGGGUACCGCAUAUCUCCCCAUAUCUCCCCAUAUCUCCCCAUAUCUCCCCAUAUCUCCCCAUAUCUCCCCAUAUCUCCCCAUAUCUCCCGAUAUCUCAGGUACCGCUCGCUGCACACGACGGUGCUGGAGAUGCCCCGCGGCGACUCCUCCCUCCCUUGGCUCCAGAUCAUCCGCCAGUGGAACGACCAGGUCGAGAGCGCCCACGACUUUGUCCGGCUGGUGCGCGAGGAGCUGCUCGGCACCCGCGUCUUCGUCUUCACGCGGAACGGGCGCAUCCUCAAACCUCGCGCAACCUCGCGCAACCUCGCGCAACCUCGCGCAACCUCGCGCAACCUCGCACACGCUGUGACUAGGCGCAUCCUCAACCUCGCGCGCGGCGCCACGCUGCUCGACGCCGCCUGCCUGCUCCGCGCGCCAAACCUCGACUCGCACGGUGGGCUCGUCAACGGCAUGCCGGCGGCGCCCUCGACGGUCCUGCAGAACGGCGACAUCGUCUCGCUCGAGCGGCGGGAGCCGCUCGUCCACUAUGGCCAGCGCCGCGCCGCCUCGCCGCUGCAGCGGCCCGCCGCCGCGACGGCGCCCCUCUCCGCCGCCGCCGCCCCUGCCGCCGCGCCCGCCGCCGCCGCGCCCGCGCCUGCCACCGCGCCCGCCGCGUCUCCGCGGCCGGCGAUGAGGCGGCGGUCGGACGGGCACCUGCUGCCGAUGAUGCAGCGGCUCGCGUCGGCAGAGACGUCGGGGUGGCGGCUGUGCGAGCAGUGCCAGCCGGUGCUGGGCGACGAGCUCGCGGGAUCCGCGUUUGACCUCUCGUGCGGCGCGGGCAUCGUGCACCGCGCCGGCGCGGGCUGCCGCGCGCUGCAGCGGCAGCUCGCCGUCGGCGGCCACACGCUCGUCUCGGGCGCGCGCGCGCAGCCGCUGCUGCGGAGGUACAUGGCGCCGUGCGACGCGGGGGGCGGGCUGGCCGGCUUCCUGACGGCGGUGGUUGUCUUUGUGCGCGACCGGCGCGGCAUCCUGCUCGACGUGUCGAUGGUGGUGACGCGCGAGGCGCUCAACAUCAUCGACGUGCACUCGGAGACGCUCACGCCGGGCGGCGAGGCGGCGUUCCAGUUCACGGUGCAGGUGGCGGACAGCGCGAUGCUGCAGCGGCUCGUCUCGAAGGUGGAGCGGGUGGAGGGCGCCGUCAAGGUGGUGCGAGGAGGGAUGGAGGAGCUGAUGCGCCGCGAGUCACCCGCCGGGUUCUGGGCCAACUGCGCGCUGCCGGUGGCGGAGGAGGGGCCGCCGCUCGCGGAGCCGUUGCCUGGCGGCGCGGAGCCGCCGCCGCCGAGCCCGUACCCCAUCGCCCCGCCAUCCCCUGACCAGCCUAUGUGA